Danio rerio (zebrafish) is the source of this 1750-nucleotide messenger RNA. It is a transcript of the gene fuca1.2, whose product is annotated as alpha-L-fucosidase 1, tandem duplicate 2. The record is from RefSeq and is marked provisional. NCBI's taxonomy places the organism in Eukaryota, Metazoa, Chordata, Actinopteri, Cypriniformes, Danionidae. Gene Ontology annotation, molecular function: alpha-L-fucosidase activity; fucosidase activity. Gene Ontology annotation, cellular component: lysosome. Gene Ontology annotation, biological process: fucose metabolic process; carbohydrate metabolic process.
GGUCGCAUGUGGGAUGACAUUUGAUAAACCAGGAAAUACAAACUGGCUGCUGGAGUCUGCAUUACUUUGAACCAUAAAGGUUUGUCAGGAUAAAGUUCUCUUGGCAUUCGUGCUCAUGUUACACUUCAGUUUCACAGAUUUACUGACCUCAGUGCAUUUGAGCUGUGAUCAAACAUGCAAGUGACUCGGAGUCAGAUGUCGCUGUUUCUUUGUCUGCUAUCAUGCGCGUCGGUUAUCGGAGCUCGAUAUACUCCUGACUGGACAAGUCUGGACUCCAGACCUCUGCCUGGAUGGUACGACGAGGUGAAGUUCGGCAUCUUCGUUCACUGGGGGGUGUUUUCGGUGCCCGCUUUCGGCAGCGAGUGGUUCUGGUGGAACUGGAAGGGGGCACACGACUUUAAGUAUAUCCUGUACAUGGUAAAGAACUACCCUCCAGGUUUCAGCUACGCGGAUUUUGCGCCUGAUUUCCACGCGCAGUUUUUUGACCCUGAUGCUUGGGCUGAGAUCUUCGAAGCUUCCGGAGCAAAAUAUGUGGUCCUUACAUCGAAACAUCACGAAGGGUUCACAAACUGGGAAUCCCCGACUUCCUGGAACUGGAAUUCUGUUGAUAAUGGACCUCACAGAGAUCUGGUUGGAGAUUUAGGCAAUGCGGUAAGAAAAAGGUCUCUGCAUUAUGGACUCUAUCACUCUCUGUACGAAUGGUUCAAUCCCCUCUACCUGAGUGACAAACAAUCUGGUUUCAAGACCCAGGAGUAUGUUGCAAGAAAAGCAAUGCCUGAACUCUACGAUCUGGUCAACAGGUACAAGCCAGACUUGAUUUGGUCUGACGGCGACUGGGAAGCACCGGACACUUACUGGAACUCUACAGAAUUCCUUGCCUGGCUCUACAACGACAGUCCAGUCAAAGACAUAGUGGUGGUCAAUGACAGAUGGGGGAACGGAUGUUACUGCAAACAUGGAGGUUACUACAACUGCGCCGACAAAUUCAGUCCUGGCGAGCUGCCCAAACACAAGUGGGAGAAAUGCCAAUCAGUGGACACUAUAUCAUGGGGGUAUCGCAGAAAUAUGAAGCUGAGUGAGCUGAUGGAUCUGCCAGCGCUUAUAAAGGACCUGGUCUACACUGUGGCUUUAGGUGGGAAUUACCUGUUGAAUGUGGGGCCCACAGCAGAUGGUGUGAUCGCUCCUGUGUUUGAGGAACGUCUCAGAGGAAUCGGAGCCUGGCUGCAGAUCAACGGUGAAGCCAUCUAUGCAACGAGCUCUUGGAGAGUUCAAGCUGAGAAUGCCACUGUUCCUGUCUGGUAUACAUCGAAAAACUCCACAGUGUAUGCGAUCUUUACCUCCAGUCCCAACCAGAACACCUUUGAACUUUCUGCACCCAAAACCUCGGACAACACAGUGGUGACUUUGUUGGGGAAUCCUAAACCUUUGAAAUGGGCUCCUCUGCAUUCAUCGGGACUGAUUUUGUUGCUGCCUGAUCUGCCUUUCUCACCCGCACAGGCCUGGACGCUCAAGCUGGAAGGGGUCGCCUGAAACCUUUAAGAUCUUAAUGAGGUUAUCAGGAUUUUUUUAAUGUUUAUGUAGAUUUCUGUAUUUUUCUACUUGAAGUGUGACCUAUGUGAAUGGCCUUUAUUACCAAAGCUGUGAAAUGCUGCAUUUUCAAAUGGAUUGUUUUGAAUCGUGCGGUUGUGUUCAAAACACUAUUUUUACAGGUCUGUCAGGGGCAUAAAUUUUUGCAUAAAUAAAUUAUUCA